Molecule: messenger RNA, 939 nt
Organism: Blumeria graminis f. sp. triticale
Lineage: Eukaryota; Fungi; Ascomycota; Leotiomycetes; Helotiales; Erysiphaceae
Source: the annotation of a GenBank genome assembly
AUGAAAAUGGAAUCAUCGAAGACACAAAAUGUACGAGAUCAAAAUCAAGAAGCGCCACCAGCUUAUGAUAUAAACCAUGGAGGACAUUACGGUGCAAGCGCAGCGCUUUCUGUCCAGGGUUAUGCACCUGUUGCCGAAUUCUACACAGGAACCUGGGCUAAUGUCAACCAAGGCUUGCACGGUAAUUACAAAGAUAUCCUUACAACUUACUGGCAACAUACAAUCAAUCAUCUGGAAACCGAAUCGCAUGAUUAUAAACUUCACCAACUUCCACUCGCACGUAUCAAGAAAGUGAUGAAGGCUGAUCCUGACGUCAAAAUGAUCAGCGCUGAAGCCCCGAUUCUCUUCGCAAAGGGAUGUGACAUCUUUAUUACUGAAUUGACAAUGAGAGCCUGGAUUCACGCGGAAGAAAAUAAACGAAGAACACUCCAGCGUUCAGAUAUAGCCUCCGCACUGAAUAAGUCAGACAUGUUUGACUUUUUAAUUGACAUAGUUCCGAGGGACGAAGCGACUGGUGAAAGACAAAAGAGAGGAAUUAGUGGACCAGCAACUGCAGUUCCAAACACUUUAACGCCACAGGCAUCUCACCCAGGAGCGACAUCACAAACAUUCUCGGGACAAUUGUCAAGCAGUGGCCAGGAAGAAUACACUUCAAGGGAAGCCGUUUUCGCUGGUCCAGCCCAGCCGGGAUCCGGCCCAUCAGCCUACGGGGGAUCUUCAGGUCAAGUGUUUGCAGAAAUCGAUGGGAUUUAUGGAUAUUCUCCUAUGCCAACUCAUCAACAGAUAUUUCAGCUCCCAUCGCAACGUCAAUUAUCGCGGCACAUUCCUAACCUAAAUCACGACCCAGCUAUUACCAGUGAUGCUAGUACCGCUGGAAAAAAUUAUUCGUCUCAAGACGACAACGAUGCAGAUGGAGAGAGAGAUUUUGAGGUAUCUUAG